Molecule: messenger RNA, 1612 nt
Organism: Leptomonas pyrrhocoris
Lineage: Eukaryota; Euglenozoa; Kinetoplastea; Trypanosomatida; Trypanosomatidae
Product: putative mannitol dehydrogenase
Exons: 1
Coding region: 143-1612 (489 amino acids)
Biological process (GO): mannitol metabolic process
Molecular function (GO): oxidoreductase activity, acting on the CH-OH group of donors, NAD or NADP as acceptor
Source: RefSeq, a predicted model, not a curated record
AGUAAUUCGCCUUUUUAUUAUUAUCUUCCGCUAUCGGUAACGAAGAAGAACAUCACAAGCGCUUUAACAUCCAGAGCUGUGCUCCUCGCUUUUCCUUUCAUUCCAACCAAAACAAAACCUUUUUUUUUCCAUCCUCGCCUCGAUGCCGCUGCAGAAGUCUGACGCGUCCUUGGCGUACGACCGCCGCCGCAUCACCCCCGGCAUCGUGCACUUCGGUGUUGGCCAGUUCUGUCGUGGUCACUUAUUUCGCUACACACAGCACCUGCUGGAGGUGUCCGCGAAGGAAAACCACCAGUACGACAGCUGGGGCAUCGUUGGUGUCAAUGUGAUCAAAGGCGAGCGUGAGCGGGAAAUGUGGCAGGACUUCAAGAAGCAAGACUGCAUGUACUCCGUCACGCUUUGCCCCACGAAAGGCCCCCACACAACGGAGAUCAUUGGGAGCAUGCUCGAUUACGUGUACGCGCCGGAGCAGCAUCAGAAAGUGUUGGACUACCUUGCUGACCCCCGCAUCCGCAUUGUCUCCCUGACAGUGACGGAGGGCGGCUACAACAUCGACGAGGUCAAGAACUGCUUCAACCUGGCAGACAAGGCGGUGAAGGCGGACCUUGCGAACCCCGCUCAACCGCACACCACCUUUGGAUACAUUGUGGAGGGCCUGCGCCUGCGCCGCGAGCGGAAAAUUGAGCCGUUUACCGUGAUGUCGUGCGACAACCUGCGCCACAACGGCGAUGUUGCGAAGAAGGCUAUUUUGGGCUACGCUGGCGCGCGUGACGCCGAACUGUGCCGGUGGAUCGAGGCGAACGUGUGCUUCCCGAACAGCAUGGUCGACCGCAUCACCCCCGCCACAACGCCUGCCAUGCGGACCCAUCUGAACAAGUUGACCGGGCUUGAUGACCUGCAGCCGGUGAUUGGAGAGGACUUCAACCAAUGGGUUAUCGAGAACCGGUUUCGCGUUCGUCCACCGUGGGAGCGGGUUGGUCAGGAGCUGACGGACAACGUGGCCGGCUACGAGAACACGAAGGUGCGCAUCCUUAACUCGUCGCACCUGAUGCUGACGUUCUCUGGAUUGCUCCUCGGGUACCGGAUGGUGCAUGAGGCGCUCGGCGACGCGGACAUCCACCGCCUUGUGGCGAACUCGCUGGAGAACGACGUGCUGCCGACGCUGGACUCGCCGAUGGACAAGGUGGCGUACAAGAACAAGGUCCUGUCGCGCUUCAUGAACCCCGCCAUCGCGGAUCAGCUGCUGCGCAUCGCAGGCGACGGCUGCAGCAAGGUGCAGGUGUUCUGGACGAACAACGUCGUUGCUUUGUUGAAGAACAAGCGCGACCUGAGCAACUUCGCCUUCGGCCUUGCGUGCUUCCUGGCGUACCUGGAGGGCAAGGAUUGCAAAGGAGCCACGUUCCCCGUGAUUGAGCCGAAGCUGGACCCGAAGUGGAAGGAGCUGAUUGCGAGCUCGAACCUCUCUGCGCCGCUGUCCCUCAACGCCUUUGAUUCGUGGAGAAGUUUGGAUCACGCCGAGUUGGAUGCGCAGAUCGUGCACUUCCGCAAACUGAUCAAGGAGAAAGGUGUGCGUGCUGCAAUGCCUUUCAAGAACAAGAGCGCCCAGUUGUAA